AUGAAUGCCCCGAUAACGCAGUGAACGUGAGACAGACCGUUGGCGCACCUAGACAAUUCUCACACACAUACAAGUGACCAAAACUUGUGGUACUGCUGUCUUUUCACCUCGGAGCAUUUCUGGAACCCCCUGGAACAAUGCUUCCACCACGACCUUAACGACGUUUGUCUUCACUUAAGAGAUCCACACCUUCUGUAGGUCUCGGCUUGAUUUCCAAGGAGUCCACAACGUAUUUCAUUCUUCACAAUCUCGCAGAAUUAUUGUUCCUUUUGUCAAAUUGGAACUUCGAGGACCAUCAUGACGUCACGAAGAGACGAUAACUCUCGUCUCUCGACGUCAGAACGUCACCUCAGCUGCGAUACGGAAUUUCCCGAAAAACGUCUUCCUUACAGCAGCCCGAGUAUGGAAUCCCACUCGCGUCAUGUUCGAUCAAACUCUCGUCCAGCCCGCGCUAUGACGUGGCUAGACAGCAGCAGGCUGGCCUGUCUGUGUUUGACUCUAGCCUUCAUGUGUUUGGUGACCCCGGUGACGUCACAACAGGACCAGCAGGUCCCCGACCCGGACAACCCGUUAGGAGCGUCCUUGGCGUUUGUGUUUGACAUUACAGGAUCCAUGUACGACGACCUGGUGCAGGUGAUUAAGGGCGCCGCGGAGAUCCUGCAAGACGCGCUGACCAGGCGGGAGAAGCCGUUGUACAACUACGUCCUUGUUCCAUUCCAUGACCCAGUUGUGGGUCCUGUCCUGGUGACCACAAACCCUGACAAAUUCCAGCGAAACCUUCGGGACCUCUACGUGCAAGGAGGAGGUGGUGUUUGUGCUGACGGGAGACUGUGGUAACGUGACCCACAGCGGGUACCGCGCCUACGAGGAGAUUGCCGCCACUAGCUCGGGACAAGUGUUUCUGCUUAAGAAGUCGCAAGUUAAUCAGGUAUUGAACUUUGUCCGAGUAGCCGUCCAGGCCCGUAAGGUGAACCUGCUGGCCGUGAACGAAGACGAGGGAAGGACACAGGUGUUUAACCUGCCCCUGGACUCCCACCUUAAGGAGGUCACUGUAUCCAUCAGUGGCGAGAACCCCAAGAUUGCUUUACGGGAUCCUGAAGGUAACAAAAAGACCUUGAAAAACGGUUUGACCCAACUUCUGAGCCUGAACAACGUACACAUCGUCAAUGUCAAGGACCCUAUGCCGGGCACGUGGCGUCUUAGGGUGAGCAGCUCUGGCCCCCACACCGUGCGCGUGACUGGACUGAGUACUGCAGACUUCGCCAGCGGAUUCUCCAAGUACCCGACAGAGGACUUCUCACAGACCCGUCUCAGACCAAUACAAGGUAUCCCGACUCACGUCCUGGUCAACUCCACUGGCAUAGAGUAUCCCUCCACUCUCAACGACCUUGAACUUGUUGACCUGCGCGGCAACUCCCUGGCCAAGUUCCCUCUGGUACAGAACCCAAAGUUCAACAACCUGUACAACGUCACUUCCUUCAUACCCCCAGAGCAGUUCUUUUAUGUCAAGACCCACCACCAGUGAUCAUCCCGCCCCAGAACGUGUCCGUCCUACCCGGAGAGACGGCCAUCUUGUCCUGUAUCGCCAUCAGCGCCGUGCCCUACAACAUGACCUGGCGCAGGGAGACCCAGUACGGACCUCUGACCCUUGACCCCAGGUUCCGCAGCUACAGCAAUGACUCACUCACCAUCUACAACGUGGACCGCCAGGACGAGGGAAGCUAGGCCCCUCGUGUGCGUGAGUUUGAGCGUAAGAGACUCGUGGCCGUGGGUGACCAGGCACGACUCACGUGCAUCGCUGACGGCAUCCCCGCCCCCAACAUCACGUGGUACAGGGCUGACAGAAUGCUCCAAUCGGCCUACAAUGUAGACAUCACACGUAACGGCCAGCUCAUCAUCUCCAACGUGCAAGACUCGGACGCCGGUGACUACCGCUGUGUGGCACAGAACGAGGCCGGCUCCGACAGUGUGAACCUUAGUCUGGAAGUGGGAUACAUCCAGCGGGGAGACGAGGGAAUCUACACGUGUGUUGCUCAGAACCCCUUUGGUGUGGCCGACUCUUCUGCUUACGUCAGCGUCACUGGAAUUGUGCGUCCACUUAUCGCCUACACCUACCCAUACGUCAAAGUAGUGGAGGGCGAGACAGCGGAACUAGAAUGUAUCGUGUUGCUCGGGAAGCCAAAACCCAAGUUGUCAUGGUUACGCAACGGAAAGAUCCUGCGCGCGUCAGACCGUGUCCGUUACCUGGAGCCUGGCCGGGUGGCUUUGACCGACGUGAGGGAAGCAGACGACGGAGAAUACGUGUGUCUGGCCAGCAAUAUUGGCGGGAACGAGACGUACUCUGUGAAUCUGGAUGUGCUCGUAAGCCCUGUGAUCGCCGGAGACCUCGAAGAGACGUACGAGAUCAACAUCAACGAGUCCGUCCUGCUGCCCUGUGAGGUGAGCGGCAUUCCUCGGCCCAGCGUGAGCUGGUCCCAGAACUUCAUGCCCAUCACCAGCAUGUCAUCGCGCGUGCAGCAACAGAACAACGGGCUGUACAUCUCACGCGCUCAGAUCACCGACAAGGCGAUCUACGAGUGUGAGGCCUCUAACAUCGCCGGCACCACCAAUAAGAUUAUUACGCUUAUCGUUUACAUUCCCCCCACCCUGGAGGAAGGCCCAGAAGAGGUCACUGUCCUGUACGGUCAGUCGGCCAUCCUUGAGUGUGAGUCCGGCGGUGACCCCCCACCCACAGUCUUGUGGAAAAAGGAUGGGGUUAUUCUGGAUACCGACAACCCUGAGGCCGGCUACUACCUGUCUCUGAGAGGCUCUCUCACCAUCGAUGCUGCCGUGCUCAGGGACGCGGGCAGUUACUCUUGCUCCGCCACCAACCCUGCCGGAGUGGUCAGCAGGGAGAUCUCCCUCACUGUGCACGGCACUCCGGAAAUUCCCGGUCCUUACAACGAGUACAACGAAAUCGUGGAGAGGAAUCCGGUGAUCCUGCCCUGCCCUGCUGUUGGCACGCCCCGUCCCCGGGUCACGUGGUACAAGGAUGACGUCCAGCUGACAGGCAACGAGCUGGGCAUUGUCCAGUUGGAGGACGGCUCUCUGGAGAUUGACAAUAUCCAGGCGAGGGAUUCUGGAGUCUACGAGUGUGUGGCGGAGAAUGUGGCCGGCGUGGCCAAUAGGAUUAUGGAGAUUAAAGUCUUAGUUCCCCCGUAUGUGGACGAGGCGGGCAUGUCCCCCUUCAACCAGUCAGUGGUCACCGGACAGCCUCUAUACGUCAACUGCCCCAUCCAGGGGAAACCCCCACCACAGGUCAAGUGGCUCAAGGACGGCGAGCCGCUCUCCGCUGACCUUGACCCCAACGUCAGACUGCUGGCUGAAGGUCGUCGCCUUGAACUCGUCAACGCUCGGGUCACAGACAGGGGACGCUACCUGUGUGUCGGAGAGAACAUCGCCGGGAGGACUACUAGAGAUUUCCUGGUCAAUAUCUAUGUACCGCCCUCGGUGGAGCAGCCUGGCGUGAUCGAGCAGUCUGAAGUGGUGGAGGGGAACACUGUAUACCUCACCUGCCCGGCGUCUGGGAUCCCGCUACCCAAGAUCACCUGGUUCCGGAAUGAAGUACCCAUCAAGGCAAACACGUCCAAGGUCACUCUGCUGGAGUCGGGUUGGACACUGGAGAUCCGGGAUUCGAACGUAAGUGAUGCCACGCGGUACUUCUGUCGCGCUGAGAACUUGGCCGGAGACACGGAGAAGGUCUUUGACCUGGAAGUCUUACUUCGGCCAUACAUCAACAGAGAAAAUCUGGAUACAGACCCAGAGGUCGUAAUCAACAACACUGCGGUCAUCAACUGUCCAGUCUCUGGUAACCCUGUGCCCGAUAUCAUCUGGUACAGAAACGGAGUCCUCCUGGACGCCACCAUCCAUCCCCGCUACGAGAUCCUGGCCGGGGGUCGUCAGAUCCGGGUCUACUCGGCACAGGUCAAGGACAAAGGUCGCUACACAUGCGCAGCCAACAACAGGGCCGGAGACGACGAGGUCGGCUUUGACCUCCAGGUUCUGGUCCCUCCCCAAAUCGAAAGAAGCGGGCAGAACCUCCAGCCAAAGGUCCUCAUCAACAGCUCCGUGGUGCUCAGCUGCCCUACUUCAGGCGUUCCCAGACCAGACAUCACGUGGUACAAGGAUGGUCAGCCGGUAGAGCUGAGGCCAGGUGUUGCCGAGACCAGGGCUGAAGGCGUUGACUUAGUUCUGAACAGGGCCCAGGUGGCUGACACUGGACGGUACAUGUGCGUGGUUCAAAACCCGGCCGGAGAGGACAGUCUCAACUAUAACCUGAACGUGCAGACCUGCCAUUGACGAGUCUAACGUGGUGUAUGACCGUAAAGUGAACGAGGGACGCCGGGUGGAACUCGAGUGUCCAGUGUCCGGCAUCCCGCUGCCCAGUGUGGAGUGGCUGGUCAAUGGACAGCCGGCCUCCGAAUUUGACCAUGUCCGUUCCACCAACUAUCGACAGGGAGUCUCUCCAGUCCAACCUUGUCGUUGUACAGAACAAGACCCUCCGAUUCCACUGCCCUGCCUCCGGUAUCCCUGAUCCAGACAUUAUGUGGAUGAAGGAUGAGGAGAACGGGCGUCAGCUGGUGAUCAUCUCGGCCCAGCUGCUGGACUUCGGCGACUACUCCUGUGAGGCCAGGAAUGAGGCAGGAGAUGACCGCUUGCAGUUCCGGGUGUCCAUCAUGGUACCCCCUGAGAUCGAGGACGGCCCGGUGGAGACGGCUCAGAUCGUCAACUCCCGAGCCCUGCUACAGUGUGAGACGAGCGGGCAGCCCAAGCCGGAAGUGACGUGGUCGAAGGACGGGAAACCAUUCCCGGCCACGGGAUUACGUCACCGGAUGUUGCCCGCGGGGUCACUGGAGUUCAUGCUUGUGAGGCUGGAAGAUGACGGAUUGUACCAGUGUACGGCUAACAACGCUGCGGGGAAUGUGUCUAGGAGUAUACAGCUCAAUGUGCAGAUUCCGGCCAAGAUCGUGAGUCGCGGCGACAAGACAGUCAGGGCAGCCAUGGGACAGACGGUGGUCCUGAGCUGUCAGAUAGAGGGCUCACCCACACCGGAGCUCUACUGGCUCAAGUACCGACAGUACGUCAACUCUGAUGAACGUGUCCAGGUAAUGGAGAACGGGUCCCUGUCCAUCUCGUCACUGACCAGGCGGGACUCCGGGGUGUACACAUGUCUGGCACAGAACAACGCCGGAACGGACAGCAUGGACAUACGGCUACGUGUGCAGGAACCCCCCGAGAUCUACCCUAGCCAAAGCAGCUUCACCGUCCUUCAGAACCGCACGAUCGUCCUACCCUGCCAGGCGAGUGGCCGGCCCCGGCCCAGGAUCCGCUGGGAGAAGGACGGACAGGAGAUCACCACCUCCUCCAACUACAGGCACGCGUUCGGAGGUCGCGUGCACUACAUCACGUUACAGACGGGCGGCCUGGCUAUUCCCCACACCAGAGCCGAGGAUGCAGGAACCUACACUUGCGUGGCCUACAACAAUGCCGGAGAGACCAAACAGCAGGUCUCACUGACCGUCCAGGUCCCGCCCAUGAUCCAGUCUGCCGAUAGACAGUACGUGGUUUCCGUGGGCGAGAGAGUGGAGCUACCGUGCGUCACUUCCGGCUCACCUGCCCCCACUGUGACGUGGACCAGAGACAGACGGCGCAUCGACUUCCGGGACGCCAAGUAUAUCCUGCAGUCUGAUGGCACGCUCGUCAUCCAGGAGAUUCAGGCUGACGACACCGGCAACUACGUGUGUACAGCGGAGAACAACGUGGGCAAAGACUCACAGAGUCGCCUCCUCAGGGUACAGGUACCACCGACAUUCGUGACGAGACCACGUGACCAAGAGCUGACCAUCAACAGCAACUUCCAGCUGCGCUGUGUGGCCAGGGGAAUCCCCACACCAACCAUUACCUGGAGACUGAACGAGAAACCUUUGGCUGCCCCGCCCAGCCUGAACGGCGUGAGUACUCUGACAGUCCGUAACGCCAUGAAGGAGGACGCGGGAGAGUACACGUGCGUGGCCACCAACCCCGCCAACGAACAGCAGGUCGCCGCCAGUGCAAGGGUCAUCGUGAAAGUCCCGCCCCGUGUGCUGGUCCCGCCGUCUGAUUGGGCGGUGCGCAUCGCAGAGAAGGUGGUACUGGACUGCUCUGUAGGCGGAGACCCCGCCCCGGAGAUUCUGUGGACCAAGAACUCCCGGCCCGUCAAGCUUGGAGACCGGAUCAGACAGCUCAGCAACGGUUCUCUCAUCAUCUACGAUCUCACGGCAAACGACGCUGGUAACUACAAGUGUAUCGCCAUCAACGACGCCGGCACAUCCGAGGCCCAGUCCACCGUCACCGUCAAGUCGGAGCCCAAGUUCAAGAUCGAGCCGUCGGAUGCGCUGGUAGAGAUUGGAGACACUGUGAUCUUUGACUGCACAGCCGAGGGGGUGCCUCCUCCUGAGAUGUACUGGUGGAAGGAGACGGAGGAGAUACUGCCUGGUGGGAGGGUCGCUGUGUUGGCCAACAACUCGCUCAGGAUCGUGGCCGCCCAACAGGAUGAUGUGGGUAUCUACAGAUGUUUCGCCAGCAACCCUCUGGGCAAGAGCUUCAUUGAAACCUACCUCAAUGUGGUAGUCCACGGUGGCUACUCGGCGUGGGGAGAGUGGGGUCCGUGCACCGCCUCCUGUGGGCGGGGCGAACACACCCGUCGACGCACAUGUGACAACCCCGUGCCGGAAAAUGGCGGGAGAGACUGCGAGGGGCCUCGUUCUGAGACAGCCAGCUGCAUGGUAGAGCUGUGUCCCAUUCACGGCAACUGGGGCCCGUGGGCGGCCUGGGGUGACUGUAGCGCCAGCUGUGGCGGUGGACUGGUCAAGCGGUUCCGCACGUGCAGUAACCCAGCGCCCAGCGGUCAAGGUCGGCCGUGCGUGGGGAGCGGGGAGGAGACCGACUCGUGUAACAACCAGGGAUGUCCAGGGGAAGUCCUCAAGAUGUCUCACUACGCUAACGGCGUGGACCGUAAAGGGAACCUCCUCUUCGACAUCAUCAUCAGAGGCGAGGUACCAGACCUGGGCCCCAUCAACAACGUACAUCUGGCGCCCUACCAGGAGGAAUAUAUACAGACUGGGCCUGGCACCAUCUACGCCCACUCAUCCCGUCUGUUCAGCGCGGACGGGUUCACCAUGCCCUACGCCUGGAACCACACCAUCACCUACGACCACAGUCUGGGCCGCAUGCCCUACCUGGUGCAGCUGCUCAAAGCGCGGGAACUGACCGUAGAGGUUUUGCCCGGACAGGAGUCUGUCAGAUAUAUACUGGAGGCGGAUAUUGCUCCUGACCUGGACGAGUGUGUGGCGGGUAUCGCCAGCUGCUCCCCCAACCAGGACUGUCUCAACAUCCCCGGCUCUUUCCGAUGUGUCUCCAAGUGCACUCAAGGGUUUGAGAGGCACCCUGAUGGUGACAUUUGUGUCGACAUCAACGAAUGUGAGUCCCGGCCAGACACCUGUGAGCAUACGUGCCAGAACCUGGUGGGCAGUUACCGCUGCUCCUGUCACCUGGGCUUCCGACUCGGGGACAACGGCAGGUGUAUUGAUGAAAACGAAUGUGAGCGUACAAACUCACCAUGUUCACACUUGUGUACCAACACACGAGGAAGCUACAAAUGUUCUUGUCCUCCUGGCUAUAGGCUUCUGAACGGACGGCUGUGUCGAGACGUGAACGAGUGCUAUGAGGGUGGCCACGACUGCGCGGACGGACAAGAGUGCAUCAACCAAGAGGGAAGCUUCCACUGUGUGCAGCUCUGUCCGCAGGGCUUUGUCAGGACAGAGUCAGGGAGAUGUCAAGACGUGGACGAGUGCUCAACCAGACAGCACCGCUGCUACUACAACCAGCGCUGUGUGAACACAGAGGGCGCCUACCGCUGUGAAUGUCCGCUCGGGUUCACUUCCCGUGGCCCAGGACAACCCUGCAUUGACGUUAACGAGUGCCGUUCCCGCCCCUCCCCCUGCUCCUACCGAUGUCGCAACACCUGGGGCAGCUACGAGUGCCUGUGCCCGCCCGGGCAGCUGCAGCUGGCGGACAGGAAGUCUUGUGCUGGUCUUGAGUUUCUGGAGCCAGGCCGCGUCCUCCCCGUCACCGGUGACGUCACGGCUACUUCAGGAGAAGAGCAGGAUAAUUCGAGAACCGCCAUUGGUUCAAACGUACGAGGACGUGGCAGAGGAGGAAGCUCCGCCUACUAUCGGGCAGCUCCCAGAGGUGGGGGGAGUCAGACGUCAAAUUUUAUCACAAAAAGACAACGCCCAUCAGCCCUAUCGGGGGAUCGAAGAGGAUCUAGUAGUAGCCAAGCGUUGACAUUAGGGAGAUCUCCUAUACCAAGUGGCAGCAAAACAGUUUCUCAUUACAGCCACGACAGGACGUACGCCUAUCGCAGGCCUUGGCGCAGCUUGACUCCGCCCCGAAAUACACAGCGGUAUGGGCGGCUUCAGGCGAGAAGGGGGCGGAGACUACGACGAAUGGCUAGGAAUGCGAUUGGCCCAAUACCCUGCCCUGUAGGCUUCGCCCGAGAUGCUAACAACUCAAUGAAAUGUGCAGACCGGGAUGAGUGUGCAGAAGGCCGUGCCGUGUGCCAACACAACUGUACCAACACCAUGGGGAGUUACAAGUGUAGUUGUCCCCCCGGAUAUAGACUCAACAUGGAUGGUUACUCGUGUUCAGACUGUAUUCACCAUCCUGGAGAACGAUCCUAAGCUGGAGUUCCUGAUCCGACCUGAAGAAGGCCGAGGCAUUGUGUUCACAAUGGAACCCCUUCAGGACGAUAGCGUCUACCGCAUCACGGUGCGAGCACGAUCUUACGACAACUACCGCAGACAUAUACAAUACCAGACCACGUUUAUCAUUCAUAUUUCUGUCUCCGCUUUCCCGUAUUAAUCAGUAACAACAACAAAACAAAACAAAAAAAGAAGAAAAAAAAUCGCCUAG
Molecule: messenger RNA, 8991 nt
Organism: Aplysia californica (California sea hare)
Lineage: Eukaryota; Metazoa; Mollusca; Gastropoda; Aplysiida; Aplysiidae
Product: hemicentin-1
Biological process (GO): dendrite self-avoidance; homophilic cell-cell adhesion; axon guidance
Cellular component (GO): plasma membrane; axon
Molecular function (GO): cell-cell adhesion mediator activity; calcium ion binding
Source: RefSeq, a predicted model, not a curated record